Messenger RNA from Pseudomassariella vexata, 1198 nucleotides. RefSeq lists its product as uncharacterized. The transcript has 2 exons. Gene Ontology annotation, biological process: regulation of DNA-templated transcription. Lineage: Eukaryota; Fungi; Ascomycota; Sordariomycetes; Amphisphaeriales; Pseudomassariaceae. The record is from RefSeq and is a predicted model, not a curated record. Gene Ontology annotation, molecular function: DNA-binding transcription factor activity. Bases 223 to 1050 code for a protein of 275 amino acids.
CUAACACCCAACUCGAUCUGUUGCAGUUGCAAAGCGAGGGGCGUCACGGCAAUAGGCCGACUCGUAUAGCAAGAAAGGAAAGUUUCUCUUCGCAUCUGGAAGAGUUACGACUUCCUUAUAUACCUGAACCCUCCUCCUCCUCCUCAGCCCACGGCUAGCCCCAUCAAUUCUUCCACUCAAGCAAAGUCAGGGAACCGUAGGGCUGCAUCAACGGCUGGCGCCAUGGAAAAUUUCAAUAGCUCUCCUGGGUGUGGACGUGGUAAAGACCCCAAGAUAAGGAAGUCCGAAGUACGCAAGGAACAAAAUCGGGUCGCGUCAAGGGCCUAUAGAGAGAAAAGAAAGCAAAAGCUGGCGCUCCUUGAACAGAUUCUCCAAACCGAGUCUCGAAAGUCGCCAGGCUCAACAUCCGAUUUCGACGAGACUUACGGUGCAUUGCCUGUCCUCCGAAGUAGAGAAUCGAGUAGCUCCGCUCCAACACAGCUACCUUCUGUGCCUGUUCCGACAUCAUGGCCUAUGGACAGUCAGGCAUUAGCCCCGGCUAUGACUUUUGGGGAAGACUCAUUCCAUGAGGCGUGGAUGAACGUAUUCGAUCGAACCAAUGACACGUUCGACGGCGGCAACGACUUCGUGUCUACUUUUGACUCCAAAAAUAUUAUCGACAACUCUGCGUCCUAUCUACCUACUUUUCCAUCAAUGCCACACAUACCAUCUAUGAUAACGAUGGCUCUGGACCCUUUACUAUCAGAGGCCCACCUCAACCCCUAUCAUCCGACUCAGUCUGCAGAUACGGCGCGCGCAUCAUCUCAGCGCAACUCUGCAUGCGACCAAUCGUGGUUUGGAUCGGGUGACGAAACCUCAAUGGCCGUUGCGCUCGAGACGUUCUCGAGGCUGAAUGAAGCACAACAGCAGCAACUCUUGGCCGUCCUUAGCAAACGGAAAAGUAGUGCGGAAUAUAAUGCCAGUGAACAGGAUUGGAGCAGAGAUCAUCAUGCCGUGCAGUCGUCAGGUAGGGUAACCACACGACCCAUGGAGUUCCGAGAGGAGAACUAAAGGGUUGCUUCAUUCAACCACUUACACAUUCCACAGACCAAUUUCUCGGGGCCGUUCAUCACCCAGGCAAGAGUCAUCGGUGUGAUGCUCAAUCUCCUGCCCCGGGGGAUCAGCAUUUGUCGGUUCAGCAUCUUUGGACAGGAAAGAC